AAGAGUAAGAGAGAGAGAGAGGGUGAUGGGGAGGAAGGAUGAGGUUCCAAGAGGCUACGUGCCGAUGGUGGUGGGCAGAGGGAAGGAGAAGGAGGAGAGGUUUCUGGUGCACACCAAGCUCUUCAAGCACCCACGUUUCGCAGCAUUGCUGGAGAUGGCGGAGCAAGAGUUCGGCUACCGGCAACCUGGCGUGCUUCGCAUCCCUUGCGACGCGGAGCAGUUCAGAUCAGUGGUUAAUGCGGCUGCCGCCAAGGCCAAGUCGUAGCAUCUCUCCUUCUCUCUCCCCUAUGCGUGUUUCUGUAUCCCCUUCCUCUUUCUUUGUCUUUUGGUUAGGUUAGGGACUUCAAUUGUAUACAAUUAGAAGCUAGUGCUCUUUGAUGAGAAACACAUCUGAAACUUCAGAGAGAUUUGUGCACGUAGAGAAGCAGAUCUUGAUGCACAGCUGCAGCUACAGCGCUCGUCUCUUUGAUUUUGCUCA
Molecule: messenger RNA, 478 nt
Organism: Musa acuminata subsp. malaccensis (wild Malaysian banana)
Lineage: Eukaryota; Viridiplantae; Streptophyta; Magnoliopsida; Zingiberales; Musaceae
Source: RefSeq, a predicted model, not a curated record